UGGCACCACAGGCACCCCUUGUUCCCGCUCCUGGCGCUCGUCUUUGAGAAAUGUGAAUUGGCCACCUGCUCUCCCAGGGACACCUCCGGCUCUUAUCCGGGAGGCGACGUCUGCUCGUCGGAUUCCUUCAAUGAAGACAUUGCUGUGUUUGCCAAACAGGUUAGGACGGAAAAGCCGCUAUUUUCUUCGAAUCCAGAGCUGGAUAAUUUGAUGAUCCAAGCUAUCCAAGUUCUGAGGUUCCACCUUCUGGAAUUAGAAAAAGUCCACGACCUCUGUGACAACUUCUGCCACCGUUACAUCACUUGCCUCAAGGGGAAGAUGCCCAUCGACCUGGUGAUAGACGACAGAGACGGGGGCUCCAAAUCGGACUUGGAAGAUUUUGGCGGGUCUUGCGCGAGCCUCUCAGACCAGAACAACUCCUGGAUUCGAGACCACGACGAGACAGGAUCCACGCACUCAGGAACGCCGGGACCAUCCAGCGGCGGGAUUGCGUCGCAAAGUGGUGAUAACUCCAGUGAACAAGGGGACUGUCUAGAUAACAGUGUAGCCUCGCCCAGCACGGGAGACGAUGACGACUUAGACCGAGACAAGAAACGGAACAAGAAACGAGGGAUCUUUCCCAAAGUGGCUACAAAUAUUAUGCGAGCGUGGCUGUUCCAACACUUGUCGCAUCCCUAUCCCUCAGAAGAGCAGAAGAAGCAGCUGGCUCAGGAUACGGGGCUGACAAUUUUGCAAGUGAAUAAUUGGUUUAUUAAUGCCAGGAGGCGUAUAGUUCAACCCAUGAUUGAUCAAUCAAAUCGCACAGGUCAGGGAGCACCGUAUAGUCCUGAUGGGCAACCAAUGGGAGGCUACGUUAUGGAUGGACAGCAGCACAUGACGAUCCGCCCCCCAGGACCAAUGGGAAUGGCGAUGGGAAUGGAGGGCCAAUGGCACUACAUGUAAACCCUGACCUCACUGCUGAUGCCAGAGGGGGAAGAAUCCCGGCUAAGCCAGGUGUGCUGGACAACACACCCUACCAGGUUUACGGGCACGAGACUCGCGGCAUGUUGGGGGUCCGGCGUGUCCUUCCUCCCACUUUCCCCUCCGCUGAACGUGCCACCGAGCGUCCUCCCUCCCCACUCCACCCCCUCCAGCCAUGUUGCACUGCCACGACGACGAGAGGAAGUGACCCCUCCCCAAGACGGACCAAGCACGGACAGAGCAUUCCAUGUUAAUGCCCUUCCCUCCACCAGCCCCCUUCUCUCCCCCACUCCUUUUCCAAAUCAAGGACCAUUCCGGCAAGUUGCUGGACUUCCAAGUUUCCGAAUCUCCUGCGGCUCUUACCUGUCAAGGUUUUGGGACCAGUCGACGGAUCACAGUAGACAAAUUGGACAUUGGUGGAAACUGAUUGCUCUCUUCCUGCCCCCCCCCCAAAGAAAUGUAAAAAGAGGGAGGGAGAUAAACAGUGCUGUUCAUCUGGAAAGAGAAAUUCGGAGAGGGGGAGGCCAAGGGGUUAUCUUUUAGUUUGUUGAGCUGUGCUUUAUAAUUUUUUCACCACACAAAUAGACACAUGCACAUUUGUAGGAUCCAGCCACCAGCUCAAAAGCAAGAGCCACGAUCAGGCACAGCUGUUGUCUCCCCCAUCACCUUCCCGCUAUGGACUUCUUUUCCCAAACGAGAUAACUUUCCAAACAGGGUGGAUUUUGUUUUCCCUCGCUUUCUAUUUUCUUUUUUUCCCUUUCUCCUGGAUGUUUUAAUUAUUAAUUAAUUAUUGAUGUUGAUGCUCAGAAAGGGGAAGUAAAUUAAAUUGUACAUUUUAUUUUCCUUUCUCGGGAAUUCUUGUUUUUAUGUGCUUGUUUGUUUUUGGGGUUAUUUUUUUGUUUGUUUUUAAAAUGAGAAUAAUUCAAGAAAAGAAAACCAAAAUGAAACGA
Heteronotia binoei (common prickly gecko) is the source of this 1910-nucleotide messenger RNA. It is a transcript of the gene MEIS3, whose product is annotated as Meis homeobox 3. The annotation marks the transcript as partial. Gene Ontology annotation, molecular function: DNA-binding transcription activator activity, RNA polymerase II-specific; RNA polymerase II cis-regulatory region sequence-specific DNA binding. Lineage: Eukaryota; Metazoa; Chordata; Lepidosauria; Squamata; Gekkonidae. The transcript has 11 exons. Gene Ontology annotation, biological process: eye development; embryonic pattern specification; brain development. The record is from RefSeq and is a predicted model, not a curated record.